This is a messenger RNA of Chrysoperla carnea, 1233 nucleotides long. RefSeq names its product gastrula zinc finger protein XlCGF17.1-like. The coding region runs from base 10 to 1197 and encodes 395 amino acids. The record is from RefSeq and is a predicted model, not a curated record. NCBI's taxonomy places the organism in Eukaryota, Metazoa, Arthropoda, Insecta, Neuroptera, Chrysopidae. Gene Ontology annotation, cellular component: nucleus. Gene Ontology annotation, biological process: regulation of immune system process; regulation of cytokine production; negative regulation of transcription by RNA polymerase II. The transcript is spliced from 3 exons. Gene Ontology annotation, molecular function: RNA polymerase II transcription regulatory region sequence-specific DNA binding; DNA-binding transcription factor activity, RNA polymerase II-specific.
UUAUUUAUAAUGUUUAUUUUAAUGGUAAUUUUAAAAAAUAUAGGUGAAAACAUAAGAAAUGAAGAAUUAUGUUUAGAAAUGAAGAUCAAAGAAGAGGUUAAUGACGAAAAAUUAUUUGAAAAUAAUGAAAUAUGUGACAAUAUAAGUGAUAAUAAUAUAAUAAUAAAAAAUGAAAGGGUUAAAAUUGAACCAGAGUUUAAUUCAGAGUUAAUUAUAAAAGAUGAAAUGUUGGAAAAAACUGAAACUGAUUCAAAUCAUCAAGAAGUGUUCAAGGAAAAUUAUUUUUGUGAUACAACUACAAUUAAAUUACGUAAACAAAAACAAAUACAGAAGCAAAAAUUGUAUUCAUGUGACGUGUGUGAUGAAAUAUUUAACUAUCGACGCACUUUAGUUAUACAUAAACGAACGCAUACGGGGAAAAACCAAUUUUCUUGUGAUGUUUGUGAAAAAAAAUUUAACCAUAGACAAAAUUUAGUUGUACAUAAACGAACUCAUUCUGCAGAAAAAUUAUUCUCAUGUGAUGUUUGUAAUAAAAUGUUUAACCAACAAAACCAUUUAAUUGUCCAUAAACGCACACAUACUGGAGAAAAACCAUUUUCAUGUGAUGUUUGUGAGAAAAAAUUUAUCGUACAACACCAUUUAGUUGGACACAAACGAACUCAUACUGGAGAAAAACCAUUUUCUUGUGAUGUUUGUAAUAAGAAGUUUAAUCGACAACAGCAUUUAAUUGGACAUAAACGAACACAUACUGGUGAAAACCUAUUUUCUUGUGAUGUUUGUGAAAAAAAAUUUAGCUAUAAACAAACUUUAGUUAUUCACAAACGAACUCAUACUGGAGAAAAACCAUUUUUGUGUGAUGUUUGUGAGAAAAAAUUUAACCAACAGCACCAUUUAAUUCGCCAUAAACGAAUUCAUACUGGAGAAACACCAUUCACUUGUGAUGUUUGUGAGAAAAAAUUUAAUCGCCGAGAAAGUUUAGUUCAACAUAAACGAACACAUACUGGAGAAAAACCAUUUUCUUGUGAUCUUUGUGAGAUAAAAUUUAGCUUUAAACAAAGUUUGGUUCAACAUGAACGAACACAUAUGGGAAAAAAACAAUUUUCUUGUGAUGUUUGUGAGAAAAAAUUUAGCAUCCAACAAAAUUUAAUUCAGCAUAAACUAAGACUCCAUAGUAAAGAAAAACCAGUCCUUGUGUGAUGUUUGUAAUAAAACAUUUAAGUUUAAAAAUAGUUU